AUGGCGUUUGUUUUCACGCGCUUUGUGGAGACUGGCCGCGUGGCCAAGUGCGCCGUCGGCAAAUACAAGGGACGCCUCGUCGCGAUUGUCAACAUUAUUGACCAAAAUCGGGUUCUCAUCGAUGGCCCGCUGUCCGGUGUGCCCCGCCAGCAGUACCCGGUGAACCACCUCCACCUGACCAAGUUCCGCGUCAAGUUCCCGUACACCGCCAAGACCAAGGUGGUGCGCAAGGCUCUGGAGGCGUUCAACGUUAAGGAAAAGUUCGCCGAAACCAGAUGGCAGGAGCGUGCCAAGGCCAAGUCCAAGCGUUGCAACCUGUCCGACUUUGAUCGGUUCAAGCUGCGCCUGGCCCGCGCCGAGCGCAACCGCAUCGUCAGCGCCGAGUACAAGAAGCUGAAGAAGACGGUCGUCAACAACGGUAUGCUGUUCGGCAAGCCCGUCAAGGGAACCAAGCCGCUGCCCAAGCGACGCAACCCGAUCCCGAAGAAGGACGGCAAGAAGAAGCGCGUCCGGAAGACCAAGAAGCCCGCCCCGGCCAAGAAGUAAGGCGCGUGCUACUACUUCAACUCUAGGCGUUAAGGGUUAAGGCGAGGGUCGUGUCUGUGUACUGAAGGAGGGAGACAAAAAUAUAAUUAAAGAUUACCGAAAAAAACACACACAAGCUAA
Messenger RNA from Culex quinquefasciatus (southern house mosquito), 666 nucleotides. It is a transcript of the gene RpL14, whose product is annotated as 60S ribosomal protein L14. Gene Ontology annotation, cellular component: cytosolic large ribosomal subunit; ribosome. Lineage: Eukaryota; Metazoa; Arthropoda; Insecta; Diptera; Culicidae. The record is from RefSeq and is a predicted model, not a curated record. The transcript has 4 exons. Bases 1 to 546 code for a protein of 181 amino acids. Gene Ontology annotation, molecular function: RNA binding; structural constituent of ribosome. Gene Ontology annotation, biological process: ribosomal large subunit biogenesis; translation.